This is a messenger RNA of Fimicolochytrium jonesii, 895 nucleotides long. RefSeq lists its product as uncharacterized. The record is from RefSeq and is a predicted model, not a curated record. NCBI's taxonomy places the organism in Eukaryota, Fungi, Chytridiomycota, Chytridiomycetes, Spizellomycetales, Powellomycetaceae. The transcript has 2 exons. Bases 225 to 761 code for a protein of 178 amino acids.
CUCAGGCCGACCCUUGCUGCGCCACCCAUUUCUGGACGUUCGUCGCGACGCCGGCGGCGCCGUUUUUGGCCUUUUUCCUUACCCGCCAUUGCCAACAUCAUUGCCAUCGCUUCGACAGACAUACACAUACAGAACCUCCGCCGGCGAUAUUCGGGCUCAGGACCUCCUAGGCUUGAGGUUCCCAGUAAACAACACUCAAUUUGAAUCACAGGCUGCUGAGUAAUAUGGAUUUUAGUGACGAAGGACAAAACGGCUUGCAACAGGACCUUGGGCAGCCGGAGCGGGACGAAGGGGGAGAAAGUAGGAAGCCGAGCCCGGGGGCAGCGGUGAGGGGGGCAGCGGUGAGGCCAGGGGCAGUGAGGGUUUUGAAGCAAGGGAAGCAGUAUCGAUACAGCGCGGGUUGUAUUGACUGCCGGUUGAAGAGCUCUUCUCGCUUCUAUCGUGCGCCGUGGCCGGUUUUGGCUCGGGCAGAGGCAAUGGGGAGGGAUUUCUUCUUCGGCGAGGGAGCAACGCAGGCAAUUGUUUGUGGGGCAUGUUGGACGGCUUGGAGGCGAGUGGGGGUGUUUCAACAUGAGGAGGGCCUGGGGGCCAACAUCAUGCCAACGACCGCCCUUCCGCCGGUAGCCUCGUGCGGGUGCCCAGAGACAUUUAUUGGACCAGAGGGCAUAUGUCGGAACUGCCAGGGUAUGUUCAUCAAAAUUAGUACGGACACAAUGGCGUGGUUUGCACGCAAUAUGGACGUUACGACGGGCGAGGCGUAAUUUUAGUAUUAGAACCUAUGAGUUUUGACUGGGGGUGCAGAAAACGGCGAGACGCAUAAUAGUGUCAGUUGCUGUCAAACCACGGCGUCCUGAGGUGGGAAUCGAUUUAGUCGACGGUAGCCAGCAAAAACGCG